AUGGCGACCGGCGCCCCCUUCCUCCCGUUGCUCCUAGCCAUUCUCCGAUUGGCCACCUGCUCGUUUCCAGAGGAACCAGGCCCUUUAAUCUCCGCCCCUGCCGAGGUUGCUAGGCGCUAUCCUGUGUUUCUAGGCCGAGCUCAUCGUUCCUAUAUGCGGCAGGAGCCACUGUACAUUCAGAGCGUCCUCAAAGUCAACCGCACGCUCUACAUCGGAGCAAGAGAUGACCUUUAUCGCGUGGAGCUGGACCAUGUAUCAGGAGAUGAGAUGUUCUACAGCAAAAAGAGAACGUGGGAAUCCAAUAAGAAUGACAUCCGAAUCUGCCGGAUGAAGGGCAAACAUGAGGAGGAGUGCCGUAACUAUAUGAAGGUUCUGCUGAGUCAGCAUGGUGGUCUUUUUGUGUGCGGCACCAACGCCUUCAACCCACUGUGUGCCAAUUACACUAGAGACACUCUGGAAAUGGUUGGAGAGCCCAUCAGCGGGAUGGCCAGAUGUCCGUAUGACCCCAAACAUGCCAACGUAGCUCUGUUUGCAGAGGGCAGCCUGUUCACGGGUACAGUGACAGAUUUCCUGGCCAUCGAUGCUGUAAUCUACCGCAGCCUGGGAGAAGGCCCAGCCCUCCGCACCAUCAAACACGACUCCAAAUGGUUCAGAGAGCCCUACUUUGUGAGUGCUGUGGAAUGGGGACCUCAUAUCUACUUCUUCUUCAGAGAGAUGGCUAUGGAGUUCAACUACCUAGAAAAGGUGAUGGUGUCCCGCGUGGCGCGUGUUUGUAAAGGUGACUUGGGAGGUUCUCAGCGUGUGCUGGAGAAGCAGUGGACAUCGUUCCUGAAGGCCAGGCUUAACUGCUCCAUUCCAGGAGACUCCCACUUUUACUUCAACCUCCUGCAGUCUACCAGCCCCAUCAUACGCAUGCACGGCAGAGACAUCAUACUCGGGGUCUUCUCGACACCCCCUAACAGCAUCCCCGGCUCAGCGGUGUGUGCCUUCGACAUGCAGCAGCUGGCACGUGUGUUCGAGGGCAGGUUCAAGGAACAGAAGUCUCCGGAAUCCAUCUGGACCCCUGUGCCUGACGAACUGGUACCUAAGCCCAGGCCUGGUGGUUGUGCUGGUCAGGGCUCCAGGUUCAGCUCCUCCACUGCUUUCCCUGAUGAGGUGUUAAACUUCAUAAAGACGCAUCCUCUCAUGGACGAGGCUGUUCCUUUGCUGGGACACCGACCCUGGAUAGUCAAAACGAUGGUCAGAUACCAGCUGAACACCAUGGUGGUGGACACAGAGGCAGGACCACACAGAAACCGGACCGUAGUGUUUCUCGGGUCCACUCGGGGGACCGUUCUUAAAUUCCUCAUCAUUCCUGGCAGAGAUAGCCCUUACUCCAACACCAACAUCUUCCUGGAGGAACUGGAGGGCUACAAUCCUGAGAGGUGCGGGGACGACUCUGUACAGGCCCGCCAGCCGCUGUCUCUCACUCUGGACAGACCCAGCCACACACUCCUGCUGGCCUUUCAUUCCUGUGUGGUCAGGCUGCCUGUAGCGCGCUGCCAACUGCACUCCCGCUGCAUGAAAAACUGCAUCUCCUCUAGAGAUCCGUACUGCGGCUGGACCAGAGGAAGCACCUGUUCUCUCCUCAGACCUGGAACCAGGCUUCCCUUUGUGCAGGAUGUCGAGUAUGGCAACAUCACACAUCUUGGAGACUGUGAUGGUCUGCUGCACGAGAGCUUCAUGGAUGAGCCAGAGAGUCUGGUGACCCUAAACCUGCUGGUUGUGGCUGCUGUUUCAGCCUUCUCCACUGGGGCGGCGCUCUCAGGCCUGGCUGUGUGCUGGAUCAUGGGCCAGAAGCAUCGGCACCGUUCCCGCAGCAACACGUCCUCCUCCUCCUCUGGUGGCAACCAGCGGAAGAGCGAGAAGGAGCGGAGCAUGCUGGGACCGAGCGGGAGUGGCUCGGUGAUGAGCGUGUCGAGGCACAGUGUGGCGGAGAGGUCGCGGCCGCAAGGCGAGACACUCUUUGUCAUGCCAAACGGCUGGGUGAAGGCAGGCGACCUCGACCCAGGGCUGCUGCCUACACCCGAGCAGACGCCAUUGCAGCAGAAGCGUCCACCUCCGGGUCUCCUCCGCCUGUCCGACUCAGGCUCAGGCUGGGACCAGAGCCAGACCUAUCUGAACUCGGUGGGCACCCAGUGCCCACCCCCACCACCCUCUGCCAUUUUCCUCAGCUCCAAACUACUCCAGGGUGCCGGUGACAGACGCCACGAGGACACCGUGGACCGCCAGCGCUACGUGUCCCUUUCCAGGUACCGCGAGCAAGCUGGUCGUCCAGGGACUCUGCUGCGCAAGUCGGCAGGUGACUACGAUUACCCAGUAACCCCACAGGAUUCGCCCGACCGCAGGAGGGUGGUAUCGGCACCCAGCACACAGAUGGAGUACGGUGGAGAGACCCUGCGCUGGACCCACGAGGGUUACAUUUUCAGCCAUGCCGCACCGCCCUCUGGUCACCACUACGGCCCAGCCGGGCCACACCUCACCCGCUCCGUCCUGCAUGGCUCCCGUGGCCUCAUGGACCUGGCAGAGUUCAGCCACCUGCUGGGCAAGGGAGGUGUUGAGCGGGCCCCAUCAGGCCAGUGAAGGAGAGGGCAAGCGAAAGAAAAAGGGUGCUGUGAAAAAGAAGAAAGUCAUAAAGAAGAAAAUGUGAAGGAGGCAAUGCCUCAGACCUCUUGCAGAGCCAGCAGGAUCUGGCCAAUAACAUCUCUCUCUGUCUUGCUCUCUCUCUCUCUUUCUGUCUCUCCCUCGUCUGCAACCUCUGUUUUUGAUCUCCUCUUGCUCUCUGUAUCAUGCUGUGAUCAGUCACUGGAAACGCCCCACAGCUUUUGACCUUACAGCUCAUGUUGUUGCAGUGCAGAGAAAUAACUACGGCUAUAUUCUCAUUGCAGGGUUGCUACGAAUCACAUUUUUUGCCUAAAUGGGACACAGAUGGGAGAUGAGCUGCUCUAGUUUUGUUCACACAGCAGGACAAAUGGUUUGAUUUGUUUCAUGAAUAAUAUUAGUGUUCACACUGCGCGUGUCCAUAUCUGAUUUGUAUGGCUGGACUGCAGUCGCAUAUGAUCACAUAUCGCCAUUAGUAAUGGUGCAGUAAGGUGCAUAAGCUGAUGAUAAAAAUCAUAAAUCCUAUCUGAAUUGUCAAACCGAGUCACAUCUCUAGAAAUCUGGAUUUGAAAGCACAUACAUGUGUGGCUUGAAUCCAAUUGUAAAACGUCAAAUUCCAGUUGACAUUCAGACCACAGGAAGUCUUUCCUGCUCAAACCUGAAACUCUGAAAAAUUAGAUUUCAGCUGGCUAAACAAAGACUUUCUCACGUGGUCCUAGACUGGACAUCCAAUAUGUGACAAUGUACUGAGAAUCUAAAUCUGAAUUCACGUUUUUCUUUUUGUA
Colossoma macropomum (tambaqui) is the source of this 3425-nucleotide messenger RNA. It is a transcript of the gene sema6ba, whose product is annotated as sema domain, transmembrane domain (TM), and cytoplasmic domain, (semaphorin) 6Ba. Bases 1 to 2622 code for a protein of 873 amino acids. Gene Ontology annotation, biological process: negative regulation of axon extension involved in axon guidance; negative chemotaxis; positive regulation of cell migration. Gene Ontology annotation, molecular function: chemorepellent activity; semaphorin receptor binding. The transcript is spliced from 16 exons. The record is from RefSeq and is a predicted model, not a curated record. Lineage: Eukaryota; Metazoa; Chordata; Actinopteri; Characiformes; Serrasalmidae.